Molecule: messenger RNA, 1188 nt
Organism: Humulus lupulus (European hop)
Lineage: Eukaryota; Viridiplantae; Streptophyta; Magnoliopsida; Rosales; Cannabaceae
Product: transcription termination factor MTERF2, chloroplastic-like
Exons: 1
Coding region: 1-1188 (395 amino acids)
Biological process (GO): chloroplast organization; regulation of DNA-templated transcription
Cellular component (GO): chloroplast
Molecular function (GO): double-stranded DNA binding
Source: RefSeq, a predicted model, not a curated record
AUGCUAACCCGUGUUACUUCUCGUUCAUUCUUCUCUUCACGUUUCACUCUGCAACAUAUGGCUUCGAACCCAUCAAGAAGUUUUCUGUGCCUUUUCUCCUCUCGUUCUUCACCCACCACAACCACAAACUUAGACUCAAGAUUGGCUCUGGUUGAUUGCCUUAGAAAUACCUACAAACUCACCAAAGUACAAGCUCUCUCCAUAUCUGAUUGCUUCCCAUCAGUUAAGUCCACUGAUAAGCCACAUUCAGUUCAUAAACUUUUUCUGGAGUACGGUUUGUCGGACACUCAUAUAAGGUCUGCAGUCCUCGGGUGUCCUCAAACAUUGUUUGCUGAUGCUGACAAGACACUCAGAGGAAAGCUUGAGGCUUUGGUGCAGUUGGGAAUGAAGGGUGAUGAUUUAGGCAAAUUUCUUUCCAAGAACCCAACAGUAUUAGCACGUAGUCUGGAGAAUAAGUUGAAGCCGGGUAUUGAACUUCUUAAGGACAUUUUGGGAGAUGAUGCUAACAGCAAAGAUUUUAUGCGUAUUCUCAAAUGCAGAUGGAUUUUGUGGGCAGACCAUCAAAGGUUAUUGGCCAACCGUACCUUUCUAAAGAGUUGUGGGCUUGUUGGUACUCAGCUCGCUUUCGUUUUGAAGAUGGAGCCUCGUAUUUGCCUUAUGCAUGAAUCUGAACUUAGAGAUCUUGUUUCCAGGGUCUUAGAUAUGGGAGUUCCACUAGCUUCUAACAUGUUCCCCCACGCACUCCACGCAAUUGGUGGUUUGAGAAAAGAGACAGUUACAGAAAAGUUAGAACUGCUUGGAAGUCUUGGCUUUUCAGAGGGCGAAUCCUUGGAGAUGUUUAGAAGAGCACCUCUUGUGUUAAGAACUUCAGAGGAAAAAUUGAGAUUUGGAGUCGAUUUCUAUUUGAAUACAGCUAAGUUUAAAAGGUCAGUGUUGAUUCGAUCGCCAUGGUUGUUGAUGUCUAGCAUGGAGAAACGAGUGAUUCCUCGGUACAAGGUUUUACAAGUUUUGAAGUUGAAAAGGCUGUUAGUGAAGGAGCCUAGUUUUUACACUAUGCUGCAGAAAACAGAGGGCCAGUUCUUGCUGAACUUUAUAUCGAAGUUUCAAAAUUAUGCAGAUGAACUCUUGGUAGUUUACAAGGGUCAUAAGUCAGGCUCCAUUGGUAGUUUAAAAGAAGAAGAAUCUUAA